AUGGGUCAAAUUUACAGUAAUCCAAUGCAAGUAUUAGCAGAAGCUCAGCCUGGAGAUAUAAUUCAAUUUGAGAGAGGAUGGAAUCAAUCCCAUUGUGGAAUCUAUGCUGGAAAUGGCAAAGUUAUUCAUCCGUCGGUCGAAGAUUGUGAUCGUCGACAACGUGGUCCUCCUCGAGUAAUUGAAAGCAACUUUUCCGAUUUACUUCAAGAUCGUAAAGCAAAAAUUAAUAAUCAUUUCGAUCAAAAGACGAAACCUUUACCAAGUGAUGAAAUUCUUAAACGUACUCGUGGCUAUAAUUUCGGAAAGUAUUAUUGGAAUUCUACAAGUAACCAUUUUGCAGCUGAAUGUUAG
This is a messenger RNA of Rotaria sordida, 351 nucleotides long. The record is from the annotation of a GenBank genome assembly. Lineage: Eukaryota; Metazoa; Rotifera; Eurotatoria; Philodinida; Philodinidae.